AUGAUUCCCGCCAUUUACCAUGGUCAAGUGUCUCAGCAUCAGUAUCAACCAAUCAACGGCGUCAGUACUGAUUAUGUAUCCAACCAAUCACAACUAGAGACAGAAAACAGCUUUAGGCAGCCACUACAUUUUCCGGGGUUUCAGCCGUUCAAUAUUACGAUAGCUAACAACAAUUUCUACCACCAGCCAACAAUAGCUUCCGGCUUUCCGUCGACGGCAUCGUCUGAAAUAAGAACUACGGAAACAAAUGCGGGACAUAACUCUGAAUCAUUCCACGCACAACAGGGUGAUACGACAACCGCAGUUAUGUCAGCCCUUCACCAGACUACACCUACAAAUGAAAUUAACAUUGUGCCAAACAAAACCGUUGACAUGUUUACGUCAUACCAACAAACUUCGCCUCAGAGCCAUCACACGCAGAUACCGUCGCCGCAGCAACAGCAGACGAACCCGUCUCCACUCGGAGAACUUCGGCUGCCAACGAUCAAGACUUCGGCUAACGUCGCAGCUAAUGUUAUGUCCGAGGAAUCCGAUCUGGGUUACUGUAGUUUCUCUGACAUUUCAGCAUUACAGGAGAUUUCGGACACCAUUGAUUAUUCACAUGGCUCGGAUGACAUAUUUGAUGACGUAAAAUCAAAUUUCUCGGAUUUAAUCGAUGACGUGUUGGACAGUAUUGACAACAAUGAUCUCAUUAAAACUGAAUCUGUAUUGCAAGAAUCAGACAUGGUAACGAACAUUACAGAAUCUAAAGUGCUUGAACCUAUUCAGGAAGUGUUUGUUCAUACAGCUAAACAGUCGGCACCAGUGUCACCGGAUAAUUAUUUUGAACAAGUGAAAAUUCCAAAUGCGCAUACACUUCCAGCAUGUGUACCGUAUUUCAUUGCUCCAACUGCGUACCUAAACACGAACACUGGAUCAUUUCAUAUUGACUGUUACUGUCAUGUCUGUGAUAAAUACUUUCAGACAAAAUCAAGUCUCCGAGUGCACAUGCGUCAACACCGUGGAGAGCGCCCCCACCACUGUCCGUACUGUCAGAAAUCAUUCACACAAAAGUCUACUCUGCGCACGCAUGUGAGAACUCAUACUGGCGAACGUCCUUACACGUGCAAUUUCUGCGCACGCGCAUUCAGUGAUUAUAGCACAUUCCGAAAGCACGUGCGUGUUCACACAGGAGAAAAACCAUACACAUGUGACGUAUGUAAGAAAAGUUUUACACAGUCUGGAAAUAUGAUUCGGCAUAGGGAAGUGCACUUCAAGAAAUCACAUAAGAAACGGGAGUGUACGCUUCUACGAAAUAAAACUUCUAUC
This is a messenger RNA of Mercenaria mercenaria, 1308 nucleotides long. Its product is annotated as zinc finger protein 852-like. Gene Ontology annotation, biological process: regulation of transcription by RNA polymerase II. The annotation marks the transcript as partial. NCBI's taxonomy places the organism in Eukaryota, Metazoa, Mollusca, Bivalvia, Venerida, Veneridae. The transcript has 3 exons. The record is from RefSeq and is a predicted model, not a curated record. Gene Ontology annotation, cellular component: nucleus. Gene Ontology annotation, molecular function: DNA-binding transcription factor activity, RNA polymerase II-specific; RNA polymerase II cis-regulatory region sequence-specific DNA binding.